GCAAAGCCUCUCUUGGAGGAAUCAAUAAACUGCGCACGCUUUUUCAAAUUCAAACCCACAGCCCGAAUUCCACCACAGUUGUUGACUUUCACUCUCUCUCUUUCUCAAAAUUUAAUCUUGGAAUUUCCAAAGUCCAAGAAAUGAUCCAUAGAAAACAUGACACCAGACCUACUCAAUUUUGUUUUUCUUUCUUUUUUAGCCCAUCGCUCUUAUUUCCAUUGAAUUCGUCUCGUCUAGUCCCGCUUUUUUCAUCUACAAUCAUGCCCAGUUGGUUUGUUUAAUGCAUUUAUUUUGAUUGAGUAGGUGGUUUAAUGGUUGCCUAAUAUGUAUGGGAUUCGUUAGAUUUCCGCCGACCCCCAAUUCUACCGCUCUUCAAGAAAAAGAAACAAAGAAACUCAGCUUAAUUAGAUUGUUUCCUUUUCUUCUACUUUCUUCUUCUUCUUUUUGAGAGUUUCUCCUGCGAUUUCUUGGAAACCAGACAUGUCGAUCUUAAGCAAAAGCAGCAGCAGUGGGAACAUGGGCACUCCCUUUUUCCACGAAUUGAAAAAACAAGCUUCUUUCUUCCUCAAGGAGAAGAUCAAGACUGCUCGAUUAGCUCUCACCGAUGUCACCCCUGCAGAAUUAUUGACAGAAGAAGCCACCAAUGGAAAUCCGUGGUCACCGGACACCCGUACCAUGGGUUUGAUAUCGCGGGCGGCUUUUGAACUCGAUGAUUAUUGGAGAAUUGUCGAAAUUCUGCACAAAAAAUUGUUGAAAUUUGAUAGAAAGAACUGGAGGACCUCUCACAAGGCUCUGGUAGUGCUUGAACACUUGCUUACUCAUGGACCAGAAAGUGUUGCAGAGGAGUUUCAGAGUGAUGAGGAUGUUAUUAGGCAGAUGGGAAACUUUCAGCACAUCGACGAGAAAGGGUUCAACUGGGGCCUCACUGUAAGAAAGAAAUCAGAGAGGAUACUAAUGUUGCUUGAGCAGGGACCUCUCCUCAAAGAAGAGAGGGACAGAGCUCGAAAACUUACGAGAGGAAUUCAAGGCUUUGGCAGCUUCUCCCAUACGUCUUAUUCAGCACAAGCCGUUCUGCAGGAAGCAUCAGUUGGAGCAUAUGAAAGGAGUAAUUCUCACUUCAACAAUCAUGGAAACCAAGAAAACCAGUCCCCAUCCUUGACUGAUGGAGGAUCGAUCAAAACUAGCAUUGAAAGAUCAGAGAGUAGCCACGAGGAUGCUGUUUUGGUUUCUGGAAAGAUAAUGGGGAAUUCAAACUCUUCAAAUGGUUUCUACAAUGGUGAGCUUCUUGGGAAAUCUAAGACCCAGACAAGUUUCAAAGAGAACAUGGCUCCUAAAGAGGAACUUCUCAGGGAAGGAGAAUUGCAUCAAUGGGAUUGCUUGGGAGAGCCAAAACCGCUAUUGGGAGGUGAGAAAAAUGAGCCUGGUACUCCGAUUGCCUACGAAGAUCAUCAUCCCUUUAAAGACAAUGACAGUCUAACAACUGCAUCUCUGCUUUAUGUGGGAGAUGAAACCUCCAAGAGAUACUGAGGAUUAAAUUAUAGAAUUGAAAGAAGUUAGCUGUGGCAUGACUCAGAGUUGGGAUAAAGGCUGCUUUUGUAUAUGAUGUUUUUGGACGCUGUCUCGGCUGGAUUUUGUCUCUACAAAUAAUCCUGCCAAUUCUAAAGUUGUGUCCUACUUUCCUCCAUAUUCCAUUUGAACUUCACCUAUAUGGCUUGUCUCAGGAGUAAGGGAGACGUCUGAAAUAACGGGAUUCAUUAUUAGGUAUUUAUAUGUUCCACAAAAUAUAAAUGCAACUCGUGUUCAUAAUCCAUUUAAGAUAUAUGCAUUAUGCCCAGUCGGAGAGACAACAAAUAAAAAGUAUUUUCUAGUAAAAAUAAAUAAAAAGUAUUUUUCUAGUCUCC
Molecule: messenger RNA, 1901 nt
Organism: Malania oleifera
Lineage: Eukaryota; Viridiplantae; Streptophyta; Magnoliopsida; Santalales; Ximeniaceae
Product: ENTH domain-containing protein C794.11c
Exons: 4
Coding region: 481-1527 (348 amino acids)
Biological process (GO): endocytosis
Cellular component (GO): clathrin vesicle coat; plasma membrane; endosome
Molecular function (GO): clathrin binding; phospholipid binding
Source: RefSeq, a predicted model, not a curated record